Molecule: messenger RNA, 1377 nt
Organism: Aspergillus wentii DTO 134E9
Lineage: Eukaryota; Fungi; Ascomycota; Eurotiomycetes; Eurotiales; Aspergillaceae
Exons: 1
Coding region: 1-1377 (458 amino acids)
Source: RefSeq, a predicted model, not a curated record
AUGAUACCCAUUUCAAUGUUUUUGACAUUUUUUACUCCUUUUAUCGUCGCUGUUUCUGCUGCUUCUGGGCCGGUCUCUGGGCACUUGGAAAAGCCGAAUUUGGGUCUGAAUCGUCGUGGGGACAUUCCACUGGAUGAGUCGCUUCUUGCUAUUCAGAUCGGUGGGAUUGUAGGCGCAUACGUGAUUUUUGUGGCCAUUCUCUUGACCCUUCUUCUCGUGGUGGGACGACGUUUGCGACGAGCAGUCCACGCUUCCAACUAUUCGCUACAAGUGGAAAUGAUGAAGCCCAUCAAAUCUCCAUCCACCAUGGAGCCCAGUCCGGUGACUCCGAUCUCGGUCAACCUGCCCAGUCCUACCAAAGGACAUAGUUUCAACAGAUCCUGGAGCAGCCUGACUAAAGGACCCAAAUCCCACAUCUCCGGCAAUGGAAGUGUGGCUACAAUCGAUGAAUCAGUGGUUGCGAAUGACCGGCAACGGGCGCAGGAGCAGAUGGAAAUGCUCUAUGCCGCGGUGCUGGAGCACGAGGCGAAAAAGGAGGCCGGGAUCGAUAUGUCCAAAGACUCUGUAGAUGAUUCCCAAUCGCCCGAUAGCGUGCAAACAAAUCCCUUUACGGAUCGUUCGUCUCGGGUAUCAGAGGGACCCUCCAUGAAGCUCCCGGCGAGUCCACGGUCAACCAACUCUCGUCUAUCCAGAUUAUCGUCGCUCUCUUUGUUCAGCAGCAACAACAACAACAACAACAAUAACAAUAACAAUUCGAAUUCACGCGAACCAGCGGGUGCAAGCAAGCUUCGUUCACCACGGAUUGCCAUUCGGAAGAUGUCCAUCUCUUCUCCCUUGGCCUCGCCUGACAUGACAGCGUCCGCUUCAUACGGCGAAGACCAACCUCCUUUGACCCCUCGUCUCUACAACCCUCCUCCGCCGCCAGCUCCCCCAUCUGCCUCAUACAGCGAGAACCUGCCUCCCUUGACCCCUCGUCUUUACAACCCCCCUCCACCUCCAGCGCCACCGGCUGCCUCGGCUCCGGUCAGUUCCAGCAAGCCACCACGGAUGGGACGAGCGCCAGCACCAGCCCCGUUGACUCUUUCCACUGCGGGCCAAAAGUCGGCAUCAUCCCUCCCGUUCCGUGAUGCAUUCCCUUUGCAAAGUGCUCCGGCGACCAAGACUACGAUUUUGGAACGUCCUGAUAAACUCAAGAGCGGGCCUCGAACAGGACUUCCGACUCCGUAUAGUCCAUACAUGCCAUUUACACCGGUGACGCCCCUCACGCCUAGUCGGGUAGUGACCAAGCGACAGAGGAAACGGGAGACCAAGGAAAAUGGUCUUCAUGUUCUGAAUGAGGAUGAUAUGGUCCAGGAUGAUGAUGAUAUGUGGGGUUAA